Messenger RNA from Hippocampus comes (tiger tail seahorse), 1768 nucleotides. RefSeq names its product mitochondrial transcription termination factor 4 (gene mterf4). Gene Ontology annotation, molecular function: double-stranded DNA binding. The record is from RefSeq and is a predicted model, not a curated record. NCBI's taxonomy places the organism in Eukaryota, Metazoa, Chordata, Actinopteri, Syngnathiformes, Syngnathidae. Gene Ontology annotation, biological process: regulation of DNA-templated transcription. The transcript is spliced from 4 exons. Bases 70 to 1113 code for a protein of 347 amino acids.
AAAUGUGAGGCGGAACGAUAUUUCACCGUCACCGUUGAUGCACGGACUUAUUUUGGAGAGAGACGAAACAUGAGCGCUCGUUUUGCCAUUUGUCGGGUCCUGUGCCAUGUGACAAAUACCACCACAUCCAUAUUCAGUCCGCUUCAGUCAAGUAGAUGCUUGCAGCGUUCCUGGACGCAGUGGAGAUUGCUUUGUUCUCCGAGCAGAAACCUGCUGCCAAAUGUUGCCAACAAUGACCCAGCAUCCUUGCAGAGGCACACCGGUCCAGAAUUGUCCCUCCCCUGUCUACUUGACAUGGGCUUCACGCAAACACAGGCUGAGCAAAUCUUUGAAUUUGCGUGCAAAACCAGUGGUGGGAGUGCCACCAAGCACUGUCUGUCAACACUCACGGUUCUCUUCAUGUUGGGCCUCAACCCCUCCAGCGUGAUGAAGGUAUUGACUAAAUGUCCCAUUCUUUACACCAUCAAGGAGUCACUUCUCCAGGAGCGGAUAAGCAAUCUACGCAAACUCGGUUUAGUCGAAGGCAGUCUGCAGCGGGUGGUGGUGCACUACCCUGCCAUCCUGACGUUGCCGGUGAAGAAGAUAAAACACGUGACCUUGUUCCUCAGGGAGAAGUGUCUGUUUACUGUGCAGCAGGUCACCCAGAUCCUCAGAGACAGUCCGGCCAUCAUGCAUGAAGACCUGGCUCAGCUGGAGUACAAGUUUCAGUACGUCUACUUCCGAAUGGGCAUCAAACAAGCAGAGAUGGUGAAGCACAGGUUGUUUCGUUCCACGCUGGAGGAGCUGCGCACGCGGCACACUUUCCUGGAGCGCCGAGGCUUGUACCAAACCCCCGACAAGAAAGGGCAGACCGUCAUCGCUAACCCGAAACUGGACAGCGUCCUCAACGUGGACCUGGAUACCUUCCUGCUGGCGCACGCCGCCAACGCGUCAGCCGAGGAGUAUGACGUCUUUCGGAGACUGGUGGCCAGAGAGUGGAAGCAAGAGGAGCGUCACCACGGCGACUGCCAAGCGGAGAUGGAGGACAGUGAUGAUGAUGAUGAUGAUGAGGAGGAGGAAGAGGAGGACGAGAUGGAAGGCAAGGAAAGCUACAGGAAGAGGAAAAAAAAAUAAAGUAGUGACACAUGAAUGAGAGAACUACAAAGAAGACUCCAUUGUACAGUCCGUACAAUCACAUCAAAAUAUUCACACUGACGAUGUAAUUAAACAUGACGAGGAGCUGGAUUUUUUUUUUUUUUUUUUGGUGGUAAUAUUACAACAGAGUGAAUUUACAAGAAUAAAAUUCUAUAAUAUUCUUAUGACUAUUCAGUUAACUUGAGGAGGAAUUUCUACAAGAAUAAAUUUAUAGAAAUAUGAGCUUUAUUCCAACUUGUAACCAGCGAAAUGAAAAAAAUCUGGUUGUAAUUUUGCAAGAAAACAUUUGUAACUUCCUGGGGUUGGAAAAAUGAUGGAAUUAUGAGCAUGAAGUUGCAAUUUUUCUCCCCAAAAUGUUUUACACCCUUUCUAAAAGAUUAGUUUUCUUGUCAUACAAUUUAUAAAGUGAAUUUAUAACAGUAUAGUUGUAAGCGUGGCUCAAAUUACCUCCGCCAAGGCCGAGCGAUCCUAAUUUGGGUCAUUUCUGUGAAAUCAGAAAAAUAUUUAUGUACUUUAUAUGACUUCUGUCAUCCUCACCCUUUGUUUUCCGAUGAUCGGGAGAUCUCGGCAUUUAUGCGACCUUGUAAAAAUGUAAGUCGGCCUUUAAUUGAUUACAUAUGUUUUAAAGUAUCAA